UCGCGUGUGCGCGCGCGAAGUAUAUCAACUCGUCGUGUCUCUCUCACUCUCUCUCUCGGUCUCUCCGCCAGCGGUGCAACAUUUUCGCGCGCGUUCGUAGGUGCAAACAUUCGUCGUGUGUUUCGUGGUGGCAUCGCCGGUGCCUCGCGCGAUCGGGCUCUGCUCCGGUUCAUCCGUCCGUCCGUCCCGUCUGUCCGUUCGUCCGUACGUCGCGCGGAAUCGCGGUCACCGGGUCGAAUUUCGAGAAAAACCGGGUCUCGUCGCGGUACGCACUCACGCACGUAUACACACGUCGUCGUGGCUUCCGCGGCACCGAGAUGCGUAGGAAGACGGCCGUGCCGACAGCAGCAGGAUCGCGAGGAUCGCCGCUUGUCUCCGUCUCGUGAGGUGGUGGUGGUGGCGGCGGCGGUGGAGCCGGAAGCUGUGCCCUUGGACCCGGAACCGGCGAAAAAUGAGGUGUCCGGUAAAUAAAGGCGUGCAGUAACGAGGAUGACAAGAAGCUGCUUGAAAACCGCUGCAGAACGCGAUUCACCGUGCCGUGACUGAAAGUAAUUCCGCGAAGGGGUUAAACGGCGACGAUCCAUCCGAUUGGCGAGCGUCGAUCAUCAGGGAAAAUUGAUCGAUCGUCGGUGACGUGAGAGACUGAGGAGACCGCGCGCGGAAAAAGGAACUCUCGUUCGGCGGGGAUCAUGGUGUGACUCGUGCGCGGCCGAUAUAGAAAGGAAUCCCUCGGGAAGAUCGACGAGGUUGUCCGGUGGUUGUGUGAUUCCGGUGGUGGUCGGUUAGUGCUGGUAGUGGUGCUUGAUACGUAGCUCUGCGAGUCCGGAGGCCCGUUGGCGCUUAGGCCUCGUCCUCGUCGGUUUACUCAUGCUGGGAGUGCUGAAGCGGCGCUGGAAGCCGUCGAAAAGGGCUUCCAGCGGCCGCGGACCCGAUUCACCCCUCAGCUCGGAUCUGGCGCUCGACAAACCUCGCCCCAUACCAUCCCCCAGGCAAAUCCACCCCCUGUACGGGGAGAAAGCCGGCCUUUUGGGUUACUGCGACACGGUCGGUAACACGGAGAAUUUUCCACCAGCCCCCAACAUCGUUGUCGAGGGUGGCAGAAUCGAAUUCGUGCGCCCCUCGCAAGAUGGCACGACGACAACGCGAAGGAACACCAUGUCCAGAGCCUCGCAGACCUUCAACGAACAGCAGGAGAAGUCCGAUCCCGCCAAGGAGAGUUUAGAGGAGCGAGUGCAAGAGCUGGAGCAAGCGCUGCUGGCGGAACGCAUCGCGGCUCAACGAGAUCGAGCGACGAUCACAAAGUUGCAGCGACAGAUAAACAAGGUAUUUACCUUGGUAUUUACUUUAUGCAGAAUAUUCGCAGGAUGACA
This is a messenger RNA of Wasmannia auropunctata (little fire ant), 1370 nucleotides long. RefSeq lists its product as uncharacterized. Lineage: Eukaryota; Metazoa; Arthropoda; Insecta; Hymenoptera; Formicidae. The record is from RefSeq and is a predicted model, not a curated record. Bases 868 to 1368 code for a protein of 166 amino acids. The transcript is spliced from 5 exons.